Drosophila arizonae is the source of this 1290-nucleotide messenger RNA. RefSeq names its product Gustatory receptor 47b (gene Gr47b). The record is from RefSeq and is a predicted model, not a curated record. Lineage: Eukaryota; Metazoa; Arthropoda; Insecta; Diptera; Drosophilidae.
AUGCAGCAACCGAGCACACGUCGAGGCGAUGGCUUCGUCUAUUGCUACGACAGCCUGUACAGGCUGCUCUUCUACCUGGGCAUCCUCACGUUCCGGCUGCACAACCAGAGCGAGGGCGGACCGAGGUCGACGCGGCUGCGCGUUCUCUAUGCACUGGCGGCACGCGCCGCCAUCCUGCUGGGAUUUGUGGGCGGGGUUUACGUCAAGCUGACCGAUCCCCAGAUGUCGCAGGCCAUGUUCAGCCAGCUCUCGCCGCUGUUCAAGAUCAUCUUCUCCUGGGAGUGCAUCUCGUGCUUCCUUACCUACGUGGAGCACUGCUUGUCCAUGGAUGCGUAUUGCUCGAAACACAUUGGUCUGCUGGCCAGCAUGCAGCUGCUGGAUACUGAUAUCUCAGCCGAGUUCCCGCAUGUCCAGUGGCGCUAUAAUCGCACCCGCUCCAAGUACUGGUACGGCUCAUCUCUGGUCUUCUGCCUGUAUGUGGCGAUAUCCUUGGCGUUGAUGUUCGACACGAUGCAAUGCAGCUGCGGCUACGUGUCCACCAUACUCAUCGCUAGCACCUACUCCAUGCUGACCUCCAUGCUGGGCACGAUGGGCUUUAUACACAUCGCCCUCAUGGACUACCUGCGCAUACGCUUUCGCCUCAUCAUGAAGCUGGUGGAGCAGCAGUACGCGAAGGCAGACACCUCAGCCAAGGCCAAUGAGGAGCAGCUGCAGCACAUGGAUCAUUUGUUUGAGUUCACCAAGCGCUGCUCCCGUCUGCUGGACGUGAUGAACGUUGUGUGCGGAUAUAUCAGCGCUGCCGGCAUCUUCUACGACUUCACUCACAUGACCUGCUUUGUGUAUAUGCUCUGCCACAAGCUGCUCCUCCGAGAGUCAUGGGACACCCAGUACACAUUCGUAUCGCUGCAUCUGGUGGUUCACAUCUACAAACUGCUCAUGACCAGCGUCUAUGGCUACCUGCUGCAGCGAGAGAAACGCAACUGCCUCCAGCUGCUCAGCAACUAUGCCCAUCACUUUGGCAACCAGGCAACGCUUAAAAAUGCAGUUGAAUCCUUCCAGCUCUGGCGUAUGCAGAACAACGAUUCGGCUCUCAUUGGCUACAGCUUCCCUUGCAACAUAUCGCUAAACUAUUUGGUUUUCAACGCUUUGGCUAACUAUGUUAUUGUUCUAGUGCAAUUGCUCUUUCAGCUUCAGCUUAAGGAUAAACAAGGUCAGCCGAUUCGCAUACCCAAGGAUGUUGAGUUGUUGAAGCCUAUUGGACAGCAUACGCAUCUUAGCAAUGCAAUAUAA